CAAUUGUCUCUCUCCUUCAAACAACCUUACUCUUUACGGCGACAGGUUCGAUUUCGCCCCGAACCAGACACAGUUGUGCUGUUCUUCGAUUGUGACACGUCGUCGCUGCCGGAUAAUAUGAGAGAGAACAGGGUGGGAUGUUCGGAAGGGAACAGAACAAGGUCGGUGUUGGGUUUGGCGGUGGACGAUGAUCAGGAAAAGUUGAAGUAUGCGAAGGAUAAUUGCAGACACGGCAAUGUAAAGACGACGGUGGUGGAAAAUGUGGAAGGAGGGAUCGGAGAGGCGUUGGGAAGAGGGUUCGUGUUGACGUUAGCGAACUGGACGGUGAAUAAGUGCGACGCAUGCCUGAGAAGUGGAGGGAGGUGUGGCUUCGAAUUUAAUGAUUAUGGCUUCAGGUGCCAUUGCCCGGACGGCGAUAAUUAUCUGAUGUGUCAUUCUGGUCUCUCUCUCUCUCUCUCUCUCUCUCUCUCUCAGAGUCAAUCAGUCAGUCUUCUUUCACUGCUAUUUCUUUGGAUACUAAUUUCGCAUGGUAGUUUCUUCUACUAGAUUGAACGUGUAUUUCUCUUCUUCUGUUUGUUUAUUUAAUCGUGUGUAAAAGUUAAUAACAGUACACUAAAAGAAAUAAGUCA
Molecule: messenger RNA, 629 nt
Organism: Prosopis cineraria
Lineage: Eukaryota; Viridiplantae; Streptophyta; Magnoliopsida; Fabales; Fabaceae
Product: LEAF RUST 10 DISEASE-RESISTANCE LOCUS RECEPTOR-LIKE PROTEIN KINASE-like 2.8
Exons: 1
Source: RefSeq, a predicted model, not a curated record